Molecule: messenger RNA, 1154 nt
Organism: Fusarium oxysporum Fo47
Lineage: Eukaryota; Fungi; Ascomycota; Sordariomycetes; Hypocreales; Nectriaceae
Exons: 2
Coding region: 289-915 (208 amino acids)
Source: RefSeq, a predicted model, not a curated record
GAAUUGGUGCCAAGUGAACUCAGGUACCCGCUAUCGGGUCAUCUUCUUCUUCUGGACCCUGAAGUUCUUGUGAGGGCUAGGAUUUGGUGUUUCUGAGGACCGACCUUUUUCAGUGUGAGGUAGUUUGGCUACGAAAGACAGUCGCUCUUAAGCUACGUCUUUGACGCUUCAUCUUCUGCAACCAUCACGGAUCUGAGCCCCCCUGAAUUUUAUCACUUCUCAAGUCUGCAGCGAAACGGGUACCUUACUCUCAUACCAGUCAUAAAACAACUCCUACAUUCAGCCACUAUGUCAACACAGUUUCCAGUCUUCCAACAAGACCAGUUUGACAUUUUCGAAUGGCAUCCCAAGUUCCUGUCUUGCCUUCGGUACUUUAUCGACCAUGCUCAGUAUAGCCCAGCAGUUCAAACUGUCGCUGCCUGCGUCAACAUUCUCCUCCCUUUCCAGAAAGGAAAUCUACAUCCCCUAACGCCGACACGCAAUGGGCCCCCUUCAUCUUCAUCUUCCUCCAGAGCGUCAGUUUCUGGAAGUCUACCCCUGGGAUCUACCUCAAUAACUCUCAUUCCUUACAUUCGCCGUCUCAUAGUGACAGGUUUCGAUACGCCUGCAGUUCUCCAUGGAUUCUUCGGUGACGAUUGGGUGCUUGGCAUUGGACGGGUUCACGAAAGUGAGCGCAGAAACUACAUGUUUGCCGCCAAGAGCGAUAACUGGCUGAGAGUCAAAACUCAAUAUGAUAUGGACGAUGGGCAAACAGUCCCAUUUCUGAGACCGCUACAGAACGUUACCGAGGAAGAGAUACAGGCCGCUGAAUCCAACUGGAGCGAAUGGCUUGCAAUGCAAGACUGGAUGCUUGGACCGAGGGCUCCGCCGGAUCUCAGCGAGCAUUUUGUCACGGUUAAGAAGGAACGCGACUGAUCAUAUGAGAAGUGUUUAGAAGCACAUAUCCUACAAAUGGCUCAUGGUAGAAGGCAGCCGCUCCGGGCAUACGAUAGACGGACUGGAUACGACGCUGAAACCAGCAUAUGGAAUGAAACUCAUCAUUCAAGGAAGAAAGCAAGUAGAUAGUUGAAUUACUUUGAUUAAGGGGCAAGGUAGGGAAUCAGCACCUACACUUCCACCCUUGCUAGCAUAGCGAUGUCAAUUCACUGUUUUUG